Molecule: messenger RNA, 2069 nt
Organism: Alternaria alternata
Lineage: Eukaryota; Fungi; Ascomycota; Dothideomycetes; Pleosporales; Pleosporaceae
Product: geranylgeranyl pyrophosphate synthetase
Exons: 3
Coding region: 408-1745 (445 amino acids)
Biological process (GO): isoprenoid biosynthetic process
Molecular function (GO): prenyltransferase activity
Source: RefSeq, a predicted model, not a curated record
GUGCAUUCGAUAGAGAGCUCGGUAUGAUAAUGAUGAGGUGCAAAAAGGGCCUUGGGGCCGCAAGCAUGCCUCUAGCUGCUACCCGAGAGUCGCCCUCAACCUCGCUCUUAGCUCCACGCCAUAAGCAGCGACGACAAGAGAACGCGCCCCGAGGACUCCGCAUCUGGGCAUCCCAGAGCAAGUGACACCUUGCUGCGCCGGUUUUCCGCCCCGUCUCGCAGCGCAUCCUGCAGCCUCGAAGUAAUCGCUGCGAGGGUAACCCAUUCUGUUCACAGCAGCCGUCAUUGCAUUGUCACGAGCCUCGGCGCCGUGUGCCCGCCAGGCACGUCAACCAAGAAAGAGGAGGGCUGCGCAUCGGUGUGCGCCUUCUAUAAACACUGCCCGGCACCUCCGCGCUUCCCUCCACCAUGCCGGCCACUUCCCCAAACCACCCUUUCGCCUCGCCCAACGCCAUCCCGCCCCGCACAAGCUCCACGGGCAUCCUCAACUUGAACGCGAACACGGGUGCCGCCAAGCAACCUUCCAGAACCAGCGUCCUGCGUCCCCUGAGCGAGAUUGAUUGGUUGGGCCAGAGCAAGAAAAGCAAGACGAGCCACUCUGCAGACUCUUUGAAUGCGCCUUUCCAACCACAGUCGUUACAACAUCCCUGGCCCCAGACCAUGGCCUCGCAGCUGAACUCACCUCCCCGCACCGAGCACACAGACAUGGAUUCGCCCAUGGACAAUGCCCAAGCAGCCGUCAGCCUCGAAGCCACCACAAACUACCCGACGCCACUCUCUCCACCAUCAGAACACGCAAAGGACAUAGGCGAGGAGCUCAUCUACGGGAAUGGCGUCGCGUGGACAGAAGCCAAGGAGCGCAUAUUACUGGGGCCGUACGACUACCUGUAUGGGCAUCCCGGCAAGGAUAUACGGAGUCAGUGUAUUGCGGCCUUCAACCUGUGGCUGAAAGUGCCAUCAGAAAGACUGGAGAUCAUCACAAAAGUAGUGGGCAUGCUACAUACCGCGAGUUUACUUGUCGACGAUGUAGAAGACUCCUCUCUCCUCCGCCGCGGUAUCCCGGUCGCUCACUCCAUCUUCGGAACCCCACAAACAAUCAACUCGGCAAAUUACGUCUACUUCCGCGCCCUGUCCCUUCUGCUCUCCAUGAACAACCCGAAACUCAUCGAGAUAUUCACCGAAGAGCUUUUGAACCUGCACCGCGGACAGGGUAUGGACCUAUACUGGAGAGAUAGCUUGACCUGUCCAAGUGAGGCAGAUUACCUAGAGAUGGUCGGAAACAAGACUGGCGGCUUAUUCCGAUUAGCAAUUAAGCUCAUGCAAGCCGAGUCGAAAACAGACAUUGACUGCACACCCCUCGUAUCAACGAUAGGCCUCCUCUUCCAAAUCCUAGACGAUCAUCUAAACCUCUCCCCCACAUCCGGCUACACAACUCUCAAGGGCCUCUGCGAAGACCUCACAGAAGGCAAAUUCAGCUUCCCUGUCAUCCAUGCCAUACGCGCCGAUCCAAGCAACCAGAUCCUCAUCAAUAUCCUCAAGCAGAAAACUACAGACGAGGAGGUCAAGCGGUACGCGUUGAGGUAUAUGGAGAGUAAAGGGAGCUUCGAGUAUAGCAAGGGUGUUAUUGAGGAGCUGAGGAGCAAGACGGAUGAGCAUGUUAGAGUUAUUGAGAGAGAGCUGGGACAGGAGGGGAGAGAGGGCGCGGAGGCGUUGAGGGUUAUGCUGGCGAGGUUGGUGUUGAAAUGAAGGACGUUUGUCACGCUCUGCAUUUCAGCGCUCAUUGGAUACCAUGAUGACUGGUGGAUUUAAUGUCGGCAUGUCAUGGCUUUACGAGGCUUACGUUGAAUGAUGGGAAUGUGUACAUGUCUGGUGGUAGACGCCUUAAUACCCAAUGUACCGCUGGUUUGUGUACAUAAUAAUGAGAUGUGAUUUGUAAGAGCUGGUGAGUUGGAUUGGGAGGGCUUCCUAUAAUUCAACGAGACUUGACUCCAUGUUCGGGCUCCUACUCAUUCAUCACUUGGUAAACGUGAUAGUGAGAACUUCAAGCAUGUGCCAGAUACAUGUCUAACU